This is a messenger RNA of Cololabis saira (Pacific saury), 1166 nucleotides long. RefSeq names its product zinc finger protein 180-like. Gene Ontology annotation, biological process: regulation of transcription by RNA polymerase II. Gene Ontology annotation, molecular function: RNA polymerase II cis-regulatory region sequence-specific DNA binding; DNA-binding transcription factor activity. The transcript has a single exon. Lineage: Eukaryota; Metazoa; Chordata; Actinopteri; Beloniformes; Belonidae. Bases 49 to 1014 code for a protein of 321 amino acids. The record is from RefSeq and is a predicted model, not a curated record.
GACCAAGAAGAUGCUGCUGUCCCGUCAGACAGCAGCUGUAAAUCAAAGAUGACCAGGACCCACACGGGGAAGAAGGUAUUUUCUUGCAGCACUUGGAAGAAAGAGUUCAGUGAAAGUCGUUAUUUAAUGGAUCACAUGAAGAUCCACACUGGCGAAAGGCCGUACCUGUGCAACACCUGCGGCAAAACCUUUACUACAUUAUCAAAUCUUAAACAGCACAUAACCACACACACGGGCGAGAAGCCCUACAUUUGCACAACAUGUGGAAAAAGUUACAGGCUACGUUCAACCCUGGUGAUUCACUCGAGGACCCACACCGGCGAAAAGCCGUACCUGUGCAGCACCUGCGGCAAAAGCUUUAUUAAAUCAUCAGAUCUUAAACGCCACAUAACCACGCACACAGGAGAGAAGCCCUACAUCUGCAAAAUAUGUGGAAUAAGUUACAGGCUACGUGGCCACCUGGUGGUUCACUCGAGGACCCACACUGGCGAAAAGCCGUACCUGUGCAACACUUGCGGAAAAACCUUUACUCAAUCAUCACUUCUUAAAAGCCACAUAACCACGCACACAGGAGAGAAGCCCUACAUCUGCAAAACAUGUGGAAUAAGUUACAGGCGACGUGGCCACCUGGUGAUUCACUCGAGGACCCACACCGGCGAAAAGCCGUACCUGUGCAAUACUUGCGGAAAAACCUUUACUCAAUCAUCACUUCUUAAACGCCACAUAACCACACACACGGGCGAGAAGCCCUACAUCUGCAAAACAUGUGGAAAAAGUUACAGGCUACGUUCCACCCUGGUGAUUCACUCGAGGAUCCACACUGGUGAAAAGCCAUACCUGUGCAACACCUGCAGCAAAACCUUUACUAGAUCAUCAUCUCUUAAAAGCCACAUAACCACGCACACGGGCGAGAAGGGAUAUUUGUGCAAGACGUGCAACAAAGAUUUUAGCCGCAGAAUUGAUUUGCUGAGUCACAUGAAAAAUCACCCGGAGGAGAAGUCUGGUGACUUGUGACAAAUGAAGCUCAUGUUGUCGUCCUCCGGGGGCAGCUGUCCACUCCUGUCUGACCCACAGAAGAAGAACCCGCAGAAGUCCAACCACCACCUCCUGUGGCUGAUGAGCCUAAUCCCCUCCCCACAAGGGUUGCAGGUUCAACACAGAUUUAU